AUAAAUAUGGCCGCUCGUUGAAGUUUUGUAACUGGAACUAAAUACCACGCUUUAGUGCUACAAUUUAGUACGGAACUGUAAUUGAGAAUCUAGACAAGAGAUGCGUCGUAAGAGUGAACGCGCUGCUACUAAAAAAGCGAAGGCUUCACCGGAGAAAAAGCUUGAUAAGGUAAAACGAACCAGAACUAGACGUAGGAAGCAAUCGGCGUCAUCUGAAAAUGAUUCUGCAGAUGAAGUAACACCAGUGCAAGAAAAGGAAAUUGUUAAUGAACCUGUUCAAAAACCUCCCCUAACGCCUGGCAAAGAAGACAGUCCUGAGGAUGCUCCUGAUCAAGUUUGGCGUGUUAAAUCAACUGAAGGAGGUGAUGUUGGAGAAAUUCAAAAAUUAAAAAUUUGUUUAACACGUCCCCCUUCAACUCCAGAGCGAGUGGAUAGAUCUCCUCGCAGUAAAAGAAAGCACUCGAGAGCUACUAGUUCAAGUGAUACUCCAAGUUGUGAGGGAGUUGAGGAGAAAAAGAAAUCCAAGCGUCAUUCUAAGAGAUCCACUCGUGAAUCUAAAGAUGAAUCAGAAAAAAAUCACGAUAGUCAAGAAGAACCAGAUGUGGAAGUUGAGACUUCACAAGAUAAAUCUAGUAAUGAAAUAUCACAGAGCACCAAACCCACUGAAGAAUCUAUUUCAGAUAACACACCAAUGUCAACUACUAAUGAAGAAGUAAAAGUUGUGGAUAGUUCUGAGAAUAAAGAAACAGUAACUCAAGAAAAAUCUCAAGAUGACUCUAUUGAAAAUCUUAAGUCUUCUGAUGCUGAUACAACUGUUGCUUCACCUAAAGUUGAAACAACAGCUGUAUCAUCAGAAGUAGAUGCUAAUGAAACUGUAGAGUCACAUGAACCAAGUAGUUUUAAACCUCAAAAAGAUUCUUCAGAAGAUAAAUCUGAAGUGUUAGAAUUGCAUGCAGAAGAUAAUAGAUGUGAACCAACAAACACUGAUACAGAUAAGUCCAAAAAAGUGGACACAGAUAAAAAAGUUACUCAAGAUGGUGACCAGGUCAUCUCUUCAAAUGAUAAGGUAAGUAAAACAGAAGAUGAAACAGACAGUAAUUCUUCUAAGAAAAAAAAGUCUCAUAAUGAGCAUAAAAAAUCUACUGAUGAUGUUGUAGAAAAUAGGGAACAGAAAACAGAUGACGGCAAAGAAAAUUCCACUGCAUUAACCAAUGACAGAGAAGAAGAUAAACAAGAAAAACAUUUAGAAAGAACUGAUUCCACCCAAUCUGCACCAGAAGACACUAUUGCAGCUCCUAUUGUAGUAAGCAGAAAAAGACGUUGGGGUUCUAGACCCAACAAAUCAACAUCCACAAAAUCUUUAACUAUAUCAACUGAUGUUUUAAAAGAAAUCAUACCUGAUGUUAAGCCUGCUGAGUUUGAUGAAGUAAUUGAAGAAAAGAAAAACAAAAGGGAAGUUAUUGAAAAGUUGGAGAGGCCUGUAUUGCCAAAAAUUAUCAUAGACAAUUCAGAGAAUGUAGAGAACAAUAAGAGGCAUGAAGAAAAAGAAAAAGACAUUGUUAAACCUCGUGAUAUACAAAUGUUGUCUAAUAGGAAAAUAUCAAUAGUCAAAGAAAAUGAUAGUAUAAUUACAAGACCUCCAAGUCCACCAAGACAUAAACAGUCAUGUAUUUUGUACAUAACAAACCUUGUGAGGCCAUUUACUUUGCCUCAACUGAGGAAUUUGCUUCAAAGAACUGGGAGAAUUGUAGAAGAUGGCUUUUGGAUAGAUAGAAUUAAAUCCAAAUGCUUUAUAAAGUAUGAAAAUGAAGACCAAGCUGUUGAGACACGCCAUGCUUUACAUGGUGUCACAUGGCCUGUAUCAAACCCGAAAACAUUGCAAGUGGAUUUCUCGACUGAUGAAGCAUUUCAAUUAGCCAAAACAAAUGAAGAUACAGACAAGGCACAAAUAUCAACUAUUCCAGGUACAGUCGAGGACUGGCUUCGGGAGCAAGAUAUGAAAAGAGAAAGAGGAGAGAUGGACAAAUCUUUUGAGAGGAAAGCAGCCAUGAGAGAGUGGGAUAUGGGAAAGAAUGAAAAGGAUAAGGAUGGAAAGGAUAAACUUCGUCGUCCUGAUGACAGACCAAUGGAAAAGAGGCGACACCGCAGUUUGGAAAGAAGUCCUGAACCAGCAAAGAAAUUUAAAAAGAAGGAAGAGGAGGCACCUGCAAAGCUUCUGGAUGAUCUUUUCAGAAAAACAAAAACCACUCCUUGUAUAUAUUGGUUGCCCCUCUCAGCUGAAACGAUCGCAAUAAAGGAGGAGCAGCGGAGGCAACACAUGGCCGAACAUGAGCGCCGCUUGCAGGAGCUCCGUCGCACCCAUCGACGCCACUAGCAUGAAAGGCACGCUUGGAGGAAAUCCUAUGAUUUUACCUGUCAUCGGAGUAACGCAGUUCCUUGAUCAAAGGGAGGCGAGACGUAGUCGGGACUCCGCAUGGGACGGUUCUAUCGCCGCCGACUUGACAUGCAGCAUUGAAGCUGGCUGUCCGAAAUACGAGAGUGCACAAAAUGUCUACAUGGCUGUGCAGUUACUAAAUUGUAAUAAUCAUGCUCAUCAAUGAUGCAAACUGUGGCAUUUGCCAUCAACUCUGACAAAUAUUCCACACAGUAAUUAUGACUGUGGCAACAAAUUUAUAUUGACUGAAGACUUGAACAAUUUAAAGAACCGACUGAUUUUGAUCAAAGUGAAUGAUGGAAAGCUUGAAGAUAAUCUACGGAACAUUAUGUAUUUCUAUGAAUUUCUUAUGAUGGAUUAACCUAUCCAUAUGGAAGGAUCAUCACUAUAGAUUUGGAAUUGAACUUGGUUUUGGAGUACUUGGUCUACAUCAUCUGCAAUAGACACUUAGCGUGACAUAAUUUUGUGAUGUAGUAAAGUAAAAAUGUGGUUGAGUAUUCUUGAGACUUGUUUUUGUCAGCCUUAUGAUAUUCCAUUGAUGUUAAUAAACUUUUCUUAUCCUA
Molecule: messenger RNA, 2997 nt
Organism: Chilo suppressalis (striped riceborer)
Lineage: Eukaryota; Metazoa; Arthropoda; Insecta; Lepidoptera; Crambidae
Source: the annotation of a GenBank genome assembly